AGAUGAAACCGCAUAUAUAUUUUCCAAUCCGCUGCCUCCAAAUUCAAAUCUCCCUCCCACACCACUUCGUCUUCGUCAUCUCCUCCCCACUCGAGAACCGGCGAUCGCCAUGGCGGCGAAGCUCUUCCUUGCCCUCCAGUGCGUGCAGUGCGACACCAUGCAGGUGAAGCAGGAGAAGAAGAGCAGCAACAAGUGGGUGUGCGUGGUGUGCAACCAGCGCCAGUCCGUGCUCCGCGUCCACGCCAGGGGUUACCGCGCCGCCGACCUCCGCCGCUUCGUCCAGGACGCCAACCUCGCCCGCGGCCGCCGUGAGUUCGCGCCUUUGGCGGAGCCCGAUGCCGGCUGGGACCCGGCGGCGGUCGAGGAGCGGGGAGAUGAGUUCCCCACGGAGAAGAAGCGGACGGACUGGUCCGAGUACCUGGACGAUCCUGGGGAGCACCGUGAUGGCUGUUGCGGCGUGGGCGCGGACGCUUCAGAUGGAGAAUCAGGUGAAGGGAUUGAGGUGAUAACUGAACUGCCUCAAAACAGGCCUAAAGUUAGGCCACGCAAAGCCCAGUCAAGUGUACUAGGAAAGAGGCCCAAGCCGUCAGCACAUCCCACUUUAUCCAAGAGGCAGCAGAUCGAGCAAGGAUCAAGUCCCUACUGUGCAGCUACUACUGCUGAUGCACAAAGAUCGAAAUGGAGCAAGUAUUUGGACACGAGCUUCUUUGAAGAGAGGAAAGGAUCUCAGGGCUCUGGGCUGCAUUCAACUGAACUUGAUGAAUGUGCCACUACUGACGCUGCCAGUGACGUAGUGGUGGAUGAUGAGGUGCACCCUGAUUUCAUCUGACCCAUAUUGGAUUGAAAUACUGUGUUUUGGUAGUGGGCAGUUUGAUAGAGACAAAUUGUGUUGCAUCAUAGUAUAGAUUGAGUUGUAAGAACAGAAGCUGAAUGCAACAUAGGUAAGCAUUAACUUCUUAAAAGAUUGAAACUACUCCCUCUGAUUUCAAGUGUAGGUCGUUUAGGAGAACUACAGUCUCUAAUGACCUUUGUGUUGCUUUAUUUUGUAAAAAUAUGUCAUUUUAAACUGAAAACUUACGAAAGCAUUUUCUAUGAUAGUAACAUCAACCGUGUGCUGUGGA
Messenger RNA from Panicum virgatum (switchgrass), 1121 nucleotides. RefSeq names its product MRN complex-interacting protein-like. The transcript is spliced from 4 exons. Gene Ontology annotation, molecular function: chromatin binding. Gene Ontology annotation, cellular component: nucleus. NCBI's taxonomy places the organism in Eukaryota, Viridiplantae, Streptophyta, Magnoliopsida, Poales, Poaceae. Gene Ontology annotation, biological process: mitotic G2 DNA damage checkpoint signaling. The record is from RefSeq and is a predicted model, not a curated record. Bases 110 to 829 code for a protein of 239 amino acids.